Messenger RNA from Pleurotus ostreatus (oyster mushroom), 2259 nucleotides. RefSeq names its product Vesicle trafficking between the ER and Golgi (gene SLY1). Gene Ontology annotation, cellular component: cytosol; Golgi membrane. Gene Ontology annotation, molecular function: syntaxin binding. Bases 1 to 2259 code for a protein of 752 amino acids. The transcript is spliced from 5 exons. Gene Ontology annotation, biological process: intracellular protein transport; endoplasmic reticulum to Golgi vesicle-mediated transport. The record is from RefSeq and is a predicted model, not a curated record. Lineage: Eukaryota; Fungi; Basidiomycota; Agaricomycetes; Agaricales; Pleurotaceae.
AUGAGCUCAAUCAGACCUUCAACGUCGCCGACGCUCCAGCAGGCGCAAACCAAUGCUCUGCUCACGCUGCUCAACCUUAAUACACCAGUUGACCCGCCUUCUUCAUCGACACCAUCUACGACGGCCCUCUCCAAAUCCAAUUCAAACUCAUCGCAUGGCUCCAAAUCACCUGCCAUACCACAGGCUUCCGGACCUCCAGUGUGGAAGAUACUCAUCCUCGACCCACCAACGCAGUCUAUACUUGCAACCGUGCUGCGCGUAUCUGACCUCCGCGAAGCUGGCGUAACGUUACACGUUCCCCUCCAUUCCCCUCGCCCGCCUCUCCCUGACGUACCUGCGAUAUAUUUCGUCUCGCCAACGCUGCAAAAUGUCAAGAGAAUAACGGAGGAUUUGGAGAAGGGGUUGUAUGAAAGGACGUAUUUGAACUGGGUGGAGCCGGUUAAGAGGGCAGUCUUGGAGGAACUGGCAUCAGAGGUUGUAAAGCGAGGAAUAAGUAUGGGCGGCGGCGAAGAGGAUGGCGAGGGAGGGAUUGAACAAGUUGUGGAUCAGUAUCUGGGGUUUAUCACUCCUGGGCCGGAAUUGUUUUCUUUGCUACCUCCACCUCCUGCUCCCGUACCAGCAGGUUCAACUGCGACGGCUCCAACAGAGCGAACAUCUUACGAAAUCUUGAAUUCACCGUCUUCGUCAGAACAGGACAUUGAGGAUGAGAUUGAAAGAAUCGCUACAGGGCUAUUCAGCGCCGUUGUCACAAUGGGCCACGUCCCAAUAAUCCGUUGUCCUAGAGGCAACGCAGCCGAAAUGGUGGGCAAGAAACUUGAGACCAAGAUUCGCGACGCGCUAUUAUCUGCCUCUCGCUCAGGUUCAUACGGACCUGGCUCAAGCGGGGCCGCGAACCUUUUCAUCCAAGAUUCCACAGGCUUGUCAAACCUGCAACGCCCCGUCCUAGCAAUCCUCGACAGAAAUAUCGACCUCGCAUCAAUGCUCUCCCAUGGGUGGACCUACCAAGCGCUCGUCUCGGACUGUCUCUCCAUGAAACUCAACAGAGUUACUAUUGACCCAUCUGGCUCCGCGUCCUCUUCCGCCGCAGACCCGCCUCUCGCGUCAACAGGCGCGAAGAAGAGGUCGUACGACUUAGAUUCUAAUGAUUUCUUCUGGGCGAGGAACGCGGCGAAUCCGUUCCCUCAAGUUGCAGAAGAGAUUGAUGUAGAGCUGAAUAAAUAUAAGCAAGAUGCAGCUGAGAUUACGAGGAAGACUGGUGUCAGUGACGUCAAUGAUAUCUCACAACUAGAUCUCUCGGCCAACGCCGCGCACCUCAAAACGGCCAUCACCCAACUUCCUGAGCUUACGGCGCGUAAAACGACGCUCGAUACUCAUAUGAACAUCGCAACGUCACUGCUAGAACAGAUCAAGCAGAGAGGGUUAGACGAGCUAUACAGCAUGGAAGAGAACAUUCAGAAACAGACCGUAGCCGCUAUCCUUGAAACCCUGCGAUCCCCCCGUCCUGACACUCUGCCGCCGUUCACGCCCACCGAUAAACUACGUCUCGUACUCGUGUUCUACCUCUCCCUCAACGACAACCAACUCGCUGCCCUCACCAAGGACGAUAUUAACGACCUGGAGAAGGAGUUAGCUUCUGCCGGUGCUGAUGUUGCAGCGUUCGAGUAUGUCAGAAGGGUAAAGGAGAUUUCGCGGAUGGCUACUUUCGGUUCUGGGGGUGGUGGAAGCGGGUUUGGUGGUGGAGGGAGCGCAGGUGGAAGUGGGUUUGGAGGAGCGAGCACACCACAAGGAGGAGAGUUGUUGAAAGGAUUCAGUGUGUUCGGAAAUAGGCUGACUGACCGACUCAAAGAAGGAGGUUUCGAGAAUCUGAUUUCCGGCGUUAAGAACUUCUUGCCUACCAACAAACUACUGGUCGUGACUCGAGUGAUUGAAGCACUGAUGGACUCUUCGUCUGCUUCAAACCAGUCACUGCAGGAAACAGAUGAGUACCUCUUCUUAGAUCCACGAGCUCCACGGAACCAAGGUGCCGGGUACCCUGGUGGUGCGUCGACUUCGGGACCAGCAGCGGGCGGCAGAGCGAAGAGAAUGCAUUUCAACGAGGGGAUGGUGUUUGUCGUGGGUGGUGUAGGUUACGUCGAGUAUGGGAACGUGGAGGAGUGGGCAGGGAAGAGCGGACGGAGAGUGGUUUAUGGAGGUACAGACAUUGUGGAUCCUAGAGGAUUCGUUGAUGUGCUCGCGAGGCUGGGAAAGGGUACACAGUAA